AUGGAGGCAUUACAGCCUAAAUGGCUUCAGCCAUCUCAGCCUUGGACGAAAACCGUAAUCAACAAAGUCAUCACACUCCUCCGACCACGCCUAACGAUUGGAUACGCACUAUGCUGCAUCAUAGGGCUCUACAUACUCUACUGUUACAUCGUCUGGUCACCACUGUUGGCAUCGAAGUUGCCCGGGUAUACUGGACCUUACGAAGUUGGGGCGAUCGACGUCGAAGUUCCAGUCCGAGAGCCGCGAAAGGUGGGAGAUGCGGUCUUCAAAAGCAACGGCAAACCGGUCUUUGAAUUCGACACAGUCCUCUUCACGCUCUAUUAUCCGGCCGUGAAAGGAGCAAGAAGUACAAAGCCUAAGCACAAAUGGUUCCCAAAGCCGAUCAAUAUUAUCGCGGAGGGUUACGCAAAGGCGGCUCAUUUCAACAAUUUCUUCUCAAGACAGGUGUUCACUUUCGCUCUUUGGGGACUAGCUGGAAGUAUCGAGAUACCGGCCAAAGUCGAUAUUGCUCUUUUGAAGGAGGAUGAGAAAGAUCAAUUUCCAGUUAUUGUCCUGUCUCAUGGCGACGUCAGUUCUCGGACAGACUACACAGCAUUCUGCGGUGAGCUGGCAAGUCGCGGUGUAGUGGUAGCUACCAUUGAGCACAGAGACGGAAGCUGCCCUGGGUCAGUCGUCCACUUGCCUGACGGAAAAACGAAGAGCGUGUUCCUCUUUCGGGCCGACGAACUGAAGCCCCAAGACGACGAGAAGGAAGUGUCCAACGACGACUGGAGAUCCCAGAAACUGGCAUACCGCGACGCUGAAAUUCAGGAAACUAUCUCCGUCUUGCAAUCCAUCAAUGAGGGCAAAGGUGACGACAUCUUCAACACAAACUAUCGCCAAGAAGGUCGUGACCUGCCUAACUUCGAAAAGCGUCUCAAUUUCUCCGAGACCGUCAUAGCGGGCCACUCAUUUGGUGCCACAGGGGCAAUGCAAGCUCUCAAGAGUGCCAACAAGACCUCUUCUGCUUCCUCUGGCGGCUAUGUCAACCCAGCAAUCGGCGGACUCAUCCUCGAUCCCGGGAAAUCCUCUGGCCGCCUCAACACAGACAUCGACGUACCUCUUUUGAUCGCGCACUCUGACUCCUGGUCUAAAGCCCACACAAUAUUCUACGGGCGUCCGCAUUUCGAUACGGUGAAAGACAUCGCCAAAGACGUUCUCGAACGUUGUAAGGCGACGUGGUUCAUGACGUCUCUCAAGACCUCGCAUCCAAGUAUUACCGAUGCUCCGCUCAUCGAGCCUCUCUUGCUGAGCUGGACAACUGGUGCAACGAUCGAUGUGAGAGAAGGAUUGAGGGAAUAUGUGAGAAUCAGCAUGGAGUUUCUUGAUUUCUUGAGGGAUGGGACUAGAAAGGGAGUUUUGAAUAUCGGAGUUACGCAUGAGGAGUACGGAAAAGAUACGAGGAAUGAGGAGCAGAAGAAGAAGAUGGAGAAGGAUAUCACGAAGUACUGGGAGGUACAUGUUGCUCCGCCGGGCGAUUUCGAGCAGGAGAAGGACAAGUGA
Molecule: messenger RNA, 1542 nt
Organism: Lecanosticta acicola
Lineage: Eukaryota; Fungi; Ascomycota; Dothideomycetes; Mycosphaerellales; Mycosphaerellaceae
Source: the annotation of a GenBank genome assembly